Molecule: messenger RNA, 687 nt
Organism: Naegleria gruberi
Lineage: Eukaryota; Heterolobosea; Eutetramitea; Acrasida; Naegleriidae
Exons: 2
Coding region: 1-687 (228 amino acids)
Molecular function (GO): transferase activity
Source: RefSeq, a predicted model, not a curated record
AUGAAUUGUUUAAUUAAUUUUAUGAAUGAAAAUAAUUUAAAUGUUAAUAUAAAUAAUAAUAAGUCACCAUAUAUAUCAUUAACACCAAAUGUAGCAAAAGAAUUGGUUGAUAAAUAUAUGGAUAAUGAUGGAUAUGUUGAUUCAUAUGUGUAUCCUAAUGGUACAAUGUAUAAGCAAAUACCAUCUCAAUAUAAAUAUUAUGUUUAUGUACCUGUUUAUAGAAAUAGAUCAAUUGAAAAUAUUUGUUAUUUAUUUGAUAAAUUUGGAAAUAAGAGACAUUCUUUUAAAUGUAGAACUCACGGUCAACCUAAUUUAAAUCAAUUGACUUCUGAUGGUGAUACUCCAACUGGUUUAUAUACUUUUGAUUUAAAUACACCUGAAGAUAAUCCAGUAGAAUAUGGACCAUAUGAUGUGAAUAGAGCAGUGUAUGGAUUAAAAGGAAAUAGUUUGUUAAUAUAUCCUAAAUAUAGAAGUGGAAUAUUGAUGCAUACAGGUGAAUGGAAUAUUAAACCAAAUGAUCCAAUGCCAAAUUCACAUGGUUGCAUUCAUGCAAUGCCACAUGAUAUUCAAUUAAUUGCAAAUAUUUUAAAAAAUGAAUUGGGUGUUGUUGCAAAUGAAAAUACUUUUGGUAAAUAUCCAUAUCCAUAUCAACAACAAGGUUUAUUAAGUGUUGUUUUAAUUAAAUAA